Messenger RNA from Pneumocystis jirovecii RU7, 630 nucleotides. RefSeq lists its product as uncharacterized. Lineage: Eukaryota; Fungi; Ascomycota; Pneumocystomycetes; Pneumocystales; Pneumocystaceae. Bases 1 to 630 code for a protein of 209 amino acids. Gene Ontology annotation, biological process: translation. Gene Ontology annotation, cellular component: cytosolic large ribosomal subunit; ribosome. The record is from RefSeq and is a predicted model, not a curated record. Gene Ontology annotation, molecular function: structural constituent of ribosome; RNA binding. The transcript is spliced from 3 exons.
AUGUCUAUCAAACACAAUAAUAUGCUUCCAAACCAGCAUUUCCGAAAACACUGGCAAAAACGGGUUCGGACAUGGUUUGAUCAGCCUGGUCGUAAACUUCGCCGUAGAAAAGCAAGAAGCCAAAAGGCAGAGAAAUUAGCACCACGGCCAGUUGAAUUACUGCGUCCAGUAGUACGUGCACCUACAUCUAAGUAUAACCGCAAGUUGCGGCUUGGACGGGGCUUUACUUUUGAUGAAUUAAGAGCAGUCGGUAUAUCACGUCAUUAUGCUUUGACAAUUGGUAUUCCAGUGGAUCAUCGCCGCCGUAACCGAUCUCUUGAAUCACUUGAGCAAAAUGUUGAGCGACUUCAAUUAUACUUGAAAUAUCUAAUUGUUUUGCCACGUAAAGGGAAAAAGACAAAGAAAAGUGAUGCCUGUGAUUUUGAUAAAAAAUACACACAAGUAUCAGUCGAUUCAGUUGUUCCUCAGCCACUUGCCAUAACUCAGCCUGAAUCACGUAUAAUAACAGAUGAAGAAAGGGAAUUUAAUGCAUAUGCUGCACUCCGCAGAGCUCUUAAAGAAGCCAAAACAGUCGGAAAACGUGAAAUGCAAAAGAAAAAAGAACUAGAAGAACAAGAACUUAAAAAAUAG